ACAUCCAAAGAAUGAAAGGGCAGUGUCAUGUCUUCCUUUCCCACAUGUGACAACGUUAGCAAUUUGAUCACAAAUAAUGCCGGCCAAUACAAUCCUGCAAAUGGCUUCGGUCUUGCAAAUACUAGUUUGGCCUUCUUUGGCAACCGUCUCUAUGCACUUGGUGAGUCUGAUCUGCCUUACUCUGUGCGCUUGACAUCUAAUGGAGAUAUAGAGACAUUAGGUCGCCAUGAUUUCAACGGAAAGCUCCUGGGGAGCUUGACUGCUCACCCCAAGAUCGAUCCCGAAACCAGUGAGACCUUUGCUUUCCGGUAUGGUCCUGUGUCUCCAUUUCUAACCUACUUUUACUUCGAUGCAAACGGAAAUAAGCAUCCAGAUGUGCCCAUUUUCUCAAUGACACGUCCAUCAUUCCUCCACGAUUUCGCCCUCACUAAGAAUUAUGCCAUAUUCACCGACAUACAAAUUGGAAUGAACCCCAUGAAGAUGAUUUUCAGGAAAGGUGCUUUGAUGGGUUAUGAUCCGACCAAGGUCCCGAGACUCGGCUUCAUCCCUCGUUAUGCAAAAGACGAGUCCGAGAUGAAAUGGUUUGAUGCGCCAGGAUUCAACUUUAUGCAUGCCAUCAAUGCCUGGGAGGAGGACGACGGUAACACAGUAGUCAUGAUAGCACCAAAUAUAUUAUUCAUUGAGCAUGUCCUAGAGAGAAUGGACCUUAUCCACGCCAUGGUGGAGAAAGUAACAAUCAAUCUUAAGACGGGGUUAGUAAAAAGGGACCCAAUUUCAACAAGAAAUCUCGAGUUUGGGGUCAUAAAUCCUGCUUUCGUAGGAAAAAAGAACAAAUAUGUAUAUGCAGCAAUAGGUGAUCCAUUGCCAAAAUUUACAGGAGUGGUGAAGUUGGACGUGUCCAACGGUGAGUGUCGUGGGGGUACGGUGGCUACCAGGAUUUACGGGCCGGGUUGCUAUGGCGGAGAGCCCUUCUUUGUGGCAAAGGAGCCGGAUAAUCCAGAGGCAGAGGAGGAUGAUGGUUACCUGCUGUCAUAUGUUCACGACGAAAACACAGAAGAGACAAGGUUCUUGGUGAUGGAUGCCAAGUCACCUGAACUUGAAAUUGUGGCUGCCGUGAAUCUGCCUGGUCGGGUGCCUUAUGGCUUCCACGGACUGUUCGUGAGAGAAAGCGACCUCAAUAAGCUAUGAUACCGUUCAGAAUGUACCAAAAAAAAAUUUUUUUAUUUACCCUUCAGAGCCAGUAAUUGCUUUUCACUCUCCAAUUUAGGCCAUAGACUUGAAUUAUUGUCU
Rubroshorea leprosula is the source of this 1290-nucleotide messenger RNA. Lineage: Eukaryota; Viridiplantae; Streptophyta; Magnoliopsida; Malvales; Dipterocarpaceae. The record is from the annotation of a GenBank genome assembly.